Rotaria socialis is the source of this 537-nucleotide messenger RNA. Lineage: Eukaryota; Metazoa; Rotifera; Eurotatoria; Philodinida; Philodinidae. The record is from the annotation of a GenBank genome assembly.
AUGUUUAUACAACAUCAAUUAUUAGUCUUCGUAACCAUAAUAUAUUCUGACGCAUUAGAAAAUUUUCACAAUGAUGCCUAUAUCAUUGAAAACGGACCAUUUGGUUUAACAUUUAUAGAAAAAAAUGAUAGUUUUGUCGAUUGGGUGCGUGUACCUGAACAAAAUUAUAAACAAUGGAUCCUUGCACUGAAAGUUUGGCGUAUUUGUUCAAUAGUUCUCGGUAUACUUUGUUUAAUUUCUGCAGUACUUGUUCUUGCUUAUAUAAUUCAUGGUUUUCUUUCAAAUUCUACUGGUCCGUUUAGCUGUGUAACUGAUGCUAAAUCUGAUGAUCUAUCAGUCGUAUCUGAUACAAAUAUAACCGCUAAUCUUCGGCAAUUUGCAUUGAAACAUGAUUUUCCACAAGCAUACCGUCAAGAACAAGAAAUUCAAAGAGCAAACUAUGAUGAUGUUGAACAACAUUUAUCUCCUAUGGUACGAAAUCCGAUAGCAUCUCCAUUAUAUACUGAUCAGUUGGCAUUAAAAAAGCUAGCCAAGUAA